Messenger RNA from Eriocheir sinensis (Chinese mitten crab), 2042 nucleotides. RefSeq names its product protein farnesyltransferase/geranylgeranyltransferase type-1 subunit alpha-like (gene Fnta). NCBI's taxonomy places the organism in Eukaryota, Metazoa, Arthropoda, Malacostraca, Decapoda, Varunidae. Gene Ontology annotation, cellular component: CAAX-protein geranylgeranyltransferase complex; cytoplasm; protein farnesyltransferase complex. Bases 706 to 1926 code for a protein of 406 amino acids. The transcript has 8 exons. The record is from RefSeq and is a predicted model, not a curated record. Gene Ontology annotation, molecular function: protein farnesyltransferase activity; CAAX-protein geranylgeranyltransferase activity. Gene Ontology annotation, biological process: protein geranylgeranylation; protein farnesylation.
UUUCAUUCUUAUUCUUUAGUUUUCCUUCAUCAUCAGUUCUUUUCAUCUCCCUUUAUUCCUUUUCUUUCUAUUUUCCUUUUCGUUUCAUUCAUCACCACCUCCUCCUCCUCCUCUUAUUAUCUCUUCUACCUCUUCCAUCUUCUACCUCCUCCUUCUCCUCUCCCAUCUACCCAACAAGCUCUCUAUUAUUAUUGUAGUCAUUAUGCUCGCUAAAGGGUACAUCACCUGGCUUGCCCGGGUCUAUCACCUUCAUUAUAACACUCCAACACACCAACACUUGCGUCGCUCCUCCAUUAACACCUAUAGAAGCGGGUCGGUGAGUUGAUCUCCUUCAAUACACAUCUAAGGUAUAUAUGCAUGUAUUUGUUUUUAUUAAUAUAGAAGCCAAGGUCGGUGUAGCGGGGUCCUCCGGCCACUUUGAACCCUGGCGCCUCGUGACGUCACUGGAAAUUGUCAAGCGAGAGACUAUAGUGUGGAUUGCAAAGUGUUGUGAAUGAAUUAAUACUGUCGCAGAUAAGUAUUAAUAGGAGUAAAUAAUGGUGGAAAAAUGCUUAGUUGUUAGUAUGUUUAAUCAUUUUAAUGUUUAUAAUCUGCAAAACUAUUAGUGGUGUGAAACAUCUCAACCGAAAAACUAUAGUGUUGAUAUAGAAAUUGUCAUAAAAAAAUUAAAACUGCUGCAGAAAGUAUAAACAUGAUUAAAUAACGAUGAAAUAUUGCUUUGGUAUUGGUAUGUCUAGUUGUUUGAAUAUUUAUAGGCAGUCAGACGUUUAUACUAUAGUUCCUCGGAUGACUGUUGUUAUUGUUGUUGUCGUGAUGGCGGAGUGUUCAGAGCAGGAACCGAAGUGGCCGGCGGACCCCUACCCACGCCCUGAUAUAAGCUAUGAGUGCAUGAUGGGCUCCACGGCCAACAACGUCACCACCGAGGAAAACAACCGCAGCAGGGCACCAGCGGAGGAUGCCGAUGAGAGCAUGGAUGCCGGUAGCGAGGAGGAGACGUGGGUGUUCUACAAGGACAGGGAGGAGUGGGCAGAUGUGACCCCUGUGCCGCAAGAUGACGGGGAGAACGCCGUCGUCAAAAUUGCUUACACUGAUGCCUUUACAGACGUGUUUGAUUACUUCCGGUCGGUGGUGUCGAGGGGGGAGCUGUCGGAGCGAGCACUGUACCUCACAGAAGAUGCCAUACACAUGAAUGCCGCCAACUACACGGUCUGGCAGUACAGGAGAAAGAUUUUGCGACAUUUAGGCAGCGACCUUGAGCAAGAGUUAAAAUUUUGUAGAGAAAUGAUAGAAAUGAACCCCAAGAAUUAUCAAGUCUGGCACCACCGUCGAAUGAUAGUGGAGUGGCUGGGCGACGGUAGCAAGGAGCUCAGGCUGACCGAGAUCAUCUUUAGUCAGGAUGCCAAGAAUUACCACGCCUGGGAACACCGACAGUGGGUCCUCAAAACCUUCAAGUUAUAUGAUGGAGAACUAAUUUACGUGGACCAGCUGUUGGAGGAGGACGUGCGGAACAACUCUGCGUGGAACCAGCGGCACUUCACCAUCACCCAGACGACGGGCUUCACUAAGGAGGUGAUCCAGCGUGAAGUGGAGUACACCAAGGCCGCCAUUACCAAGGUGGUGGACAACGAGAGUCCGUGGAGCUACCUCAGAGGGGUGGUGCAGCACAGCGAGGGCGGCCUGGGCAGCGUGGGGGACCUGUGGGAGUGGUGCCAAAACAUGUACAAUGAGGGCCAGCGCUCGCCACACCUCCUCACCUUCAUGCUGGACCUGAUGGAGGACCAGAUGGAGCGCCAACCUGACCUGCGGACCACACAACUAAAACGCUGCCAUGAGAUCUGUGAAGCCCUAGCAACAAAACACGACAAGAUUCGUCGAGAAUAUUGGCGCUACAUUGAAAGAAAUUUAAGUCACAGGUUUGGUGCGUGAGAGAGGUAGAACUUAAUUAUGAAAUAUUUAUACUGUCAUAACUGUAAGGAAUAGUUUGAUGGCAUUUAACAAAGACAGGCAACUUUUUUUUUUUAAUGAAAAAAGUGAAACAUUUA